AUGACAAAGACAGGUAAACCUGACAGUUACUGGGCAUCUAUCCUGCACCAGUAUGCCCAGGGGAAAUACAAAUUUACUACUGGCAAGAAACCGGGGGCCAGGAAAUGGAAGGCUGUAAUGAAGCGCAUCGACACCUGUCCACUGACUCCCGUCUUCAACCAAAGACCUCGGGAAUACACCAUCUUUGGGAAAAAAAUCCUUUGCCAAUGUGGCUAUCAUAAGUCAGCUGAGCAGGCAGGUUCCUCAGGGAGCCAGCAAACAGAGGGAGAGAGCGGCUCAAUUGCAGGGAGGCCACAGACAGCCCCCGCAACGCAGAGCAGUUCAGCUGCCUCCGCAACGCAGAGCAGUUCAGCUGCCUCCGCAACGCAGAGCAGUUCAGCUGCCUCCGCAACGCAGAGCAGUUCAGAUGCCCCCACAAUGCAGAGCAGUUGGAGCAGGUCAGCUGCCCGCGCAACGCAGAGCAGUUCAGCUGCCUUCGCAACGCAGAGCAGUUGGAGCAGGUCAGCUACUUCCGCAACGCAGAGCAGGUCAGCUGCUCCCGCAACACAGAGCAGCUUGAGUGCAAGUAGACAGACUGCAGCACAGAUUAAGUGUGCUCUUUGUAGCAUUGACAUUAGUGGUGACAAGUUCUCUGAACACCUAUCUGACUUCCACACAGACGAAUGUUGUGAGCAGUGUGGAAGAAAGGUAAGUGGUGCAGUUGGGCUGCUCCACCAUAUUGAGGAACACCAUCAUAAAUUAUCAAAACAACCUCAACUACCAUGCCCACCACCACCACAACAACCUCCACCACCAUCACGACAACAACCGCCAUUUCCACCACCACAACAACCUCCUCCUCCUCCUCCUCCCACAUCUCCACAUGUGAUCAUCCUGAGGCCACCGGAGGUCAAUUGGGUGAGUUUUCUCCCCAAACAGUUCAUGCGGGUAAUCCAACCAGCCGACCGGGAGUGGAUUGCCCAGUGCCUUUAUGACCCCGCAGGACAGCUGAAACAACAGUUAUCACAAAACUGGUUCCAUCCACCCAAUCCACCAAAACCAGCAACAACACUACCUGAUCCAAUGACAUACUUCAGGCAGCGGAUGUUUCUGUGGGCACCGAUGCGGAUGUGGGGUAUUCCACUUAAGUGCCAUCAGUGCAAUACUAAGAUGCACCACUCCGGCAUUUACACAAAGGUACGGGAGGUCAUUGACCUUGACUCCAGGUACUACUUGGUCGGCGGAGAUUAUCCUCGGUGCAGUAAGUGCAUGAUCCCCGUCUGUCCAUGGAGUACUGAGAUGUUAAGUCAAUUGGAUCCUGCCCACAGAAACAGGUUCCCUGCUGUUCUCACCACACAGCUGGCUCUGGACAGGAAGUGUGUCACCAUGCUGAAACCGAGAACAGCAGGGAACAGCUCCAGUUAUAUGCAGCAAGCACUGGAGGAAGUUCACAGCGAGGAGUGGGCAAGACGCACUAUUCACUACCUGUCCGACUGUGAGCUACACCAAAGGAGGAGUGCAAUAACUCAUUGUGACGAAGCAGCAGUCUAUCUGCAGCCACCUCCCUUUCGUCCCCUACCUCUCGCACAGUGGUUUGAGACGGUCCAUGCUAACGAGAUCCUGGGUCAUCUGGAUGAGAUGAAGGGUGUGAUCACCUCAACAUAUGGCAGGGUUUUAAAGCUGGACUCCACAAAAAAGAUCACAAAGAAACUGGCUGGUGAUAUUGCAGACACAGCUACAUGGAUGACCAACGUCAGCAAUGAAAUUGGCCAGGUUCUAAACUGCGUGCUGACCACUGGUGAGGGUUCUGGCCUUGAUGAAUUAUGUCAAGGCAUCGUCAAGCGCUACAAGGAUGCUGGGGAGCCAGAGCCAGAGGUCCUUUAUGUUGACAGGGAUUGCUGCAGCGAGACAGGUGUGUGACCUUCAGAAUGUUUACUUAGUAAAGUAUUAUUUGUUACAGACACAAAAGUUAACUUUUACAAACAUGUUUAACUUAAUGUACUUUUUCUUUUUAAAACA
This is a messenger RNA of Sebastes umbrosus (honeycomb rockfish), 1998 nucleotides long. RefSeq lists its product as uncharacterized. The transcript has 3 exons. The record is from RefSeq and is a predicted model, not a curated record. NCBI's taxonomy places the organism in Eukaryota, Metazoa, Chordata, Actinopteri, Perciformes, Sebastidae. The coding region runs from base 1 to 1899 and encodes 632 amino acids.